UCUAAAAUCCAGCUUCAACAUAGUCUCUGUCACUGAGAGCAUUUUGGUGAUUUUGGCAAAUUCAAAUUCCACAUUCUUCGGCGGUGUGGUGUUGAAUAUCGCCAUAUUGGGGCUUUUCCCUCCUCGAAUCAAAACACACAUUGGGUUCUGUUCUUUUCAAAUACACGUUCGUUCGUUCGUUCGUCAGAAGAUUGAAUUUCUUCACUCAAUGUGCUUCUACUUCGUAUAUGGUGAGCCCUUACCCUACUAUGCUCACACAACUAUGUCACAUAUUCGAAUUUAGGGUUUCAUUUUGUAUGAUGCAGUUGUUACAAUUCCAAUCUACAUUCGCUAGGUUCACCAUUGUUGUUUGAAUAGGAAUCCAUGUUCAGAAUUUACCCCCGCACAACCCUUGGUUGUGCCGAGGUUUUCGAAUUCACAACCCUAAAAUGGAACCCUCUUCUCCAACACCAAUUUCCUAAAUUCCAGUUCUGCACUGCCACCUCCACCUCCACCUCCAACUCACGCUCUUUCGUGGUCUCGUACCUCGUCAACAACUGUGCCUUCUCCCAAGAAACCGCUCUCAAAGCUUCCCGCAAUCUUUAUUUUUCGAAACCCCAAAAACCUGAUUCUGUUCUCUCCUUCUUCCGAAACCACGCCUUCUCCAACUCUCAUAUAUCUCAAACCCUCCAAAAAAGCCCCGUGCUACUUUCAUACAACGCCCAAAAGGUGCUGUUGCCAAAGUUUGAAUUUUUGCGUUCCAAAGGUGCUUCAUCCCUUGACAUUAUUCACACCGUUACCGCCUGCCCUAAUUUUCUCCGACGAAGCUUGGAGAACCAUAUAAUCCCAACAUAUGAAUUUAUUAGAGGGCUCCUUCAAAACUUUUUAACGGACAAACAAAUCAUUGAUUUUGUGAUUCUCAAUCCUCCUUUACUUUAUGAAAGCUGUGUGGCACCUAACCUCAAAUUGUUGCUUGAUAGUGGAGUUACCCACUCAAAAAUUGUUAAAUUGCUCCAGAGAUGGCCUCGUGUACUCUACCUUGGCGACAUUUCAAAGACAGUUCAGGAGUUGAAGCAAAUGGGCUUCGAUGCUUCACUUUAUACUUUCUGCGUGGCGUUGCUUGCUAAAAGAACCGUAAACGAAAGCAAAUGGGCCAAGAAGAUUGACACUUAUAAGAGGUGGGGAUGGUCCCAAGAACAAGUUCUUCUAGCAUUUAGGAAGCAGCCUUAUUGUAUGCUGUCAUCCUGUGAUAAAAUUAAUGCCGUGAUGAGUUAUUGGGUGGAGCAGGCAGGCUUCAAUUCUGUGGAUCUUGUCAAAUCUCCUGGAGUUAUUUUACUGAGUCUCCGAAAAAGGAUUGCUCCUAGGGCUUGUGUCUUGCAGUUUCUUGUCUCAAAACGUCUGCUACGGAAGGAUGCCAGCUUAACGGCACCAUUUGUUCUGACUGAGAAGUUGUUCCUGGAAAACUAUGUGAAACGUUUUAGGGAGGAUUCUUCUCAUCUGUUAAAGCUGUACACAGAAAAUAUGAGCCUUGGAAAUGAUAGGGAUAAGGCUUGUAUGUGAACUUGUCUUCAGGUUUGUUAGUUCUUAGAGAUCUUCCCUGCAAAAAUUUAUGUUUUUCAGGAACAUGGUUCAUAUGCAGAUGAUUUUGUCAGAUUACUAAUUUAGCCUCAGCUAGAAAUUUGUGAGUUGUUUUACGAAAGAUUCUUGUCAUGUGUAGAAACAGUGUAGUAAAUUUUUUCUAAAGAAAGGGACUUCUGGUCUUAGGCA
This is a messenger RNA of Vigna unguiculata (cowpea), 1746 nucleotides long. RefSeq lists its product as uncharacterized. Gene Ontology annotation, biological process: regulation of DNA-templated transcription. Gene Ontology annotation, molecular function: double-stranded DNA binding. The record is from RefSeq and is a predicted model, not a curated record. NCBI's taxonomy places the organism in Eukaryota, Viridiplantae, Streptophyta, Magnoliopsida, Fabales, Fabaceae.